Molossus molossus (Pallas's mastiff bat) is the source of this 1043-nucleotide messenger RNA. It is a transcript of the gene ZNF511, whose product is annotated as zinc finger protein 511. The coding region runs from base 1 to 783 and encodes 260 amino acids. The record is from RefSeq and is a predicted model, not a curated record. The transcript has 6 exons. Lineage: Eukaryota; Metazoa; Chordata; Mammalia; Chiroptera; Molossidae.
AUGCAGCUGCCGCCCGCGCUGCACGCCCGCCUGGCGGCCGGGCCCGGGGCGGCUGAGCCGCUGCCCGUAGAGCGAAACCCCGCAGCCGGGGCCGCGCCCUUCCGCUUUGCGGCGCGCCUGGUGCACUUCCCGCGGGAGCACGAGUUCUUCGAGGACGGGGACGUGCAGCGGCACCUGUACCUGCAGGACCUGUUUACGCGGGUGGCCGUGGAGCCCGAGAAGCCCAGGGUGCCCGAGUUCACCUGUCAGGUGGCAGGCUGCUGCCAGGUAUUCGACACCUUGGAGGACUAUGAGCACCACUACCACACUCUACACAGAAACAUGUGCUCGUUUUGCAAGCGGGCCUUCCCCUCGGGACACCUGCUGGACAUCCACAUCCUGGAGUGGCACGAUUCCUUGUUCCAGAUCCUGUCUGAGAGGCAGGACAUGUAUCAGUGCUUGGUGGAAGGCUGCACAGAGAAGUUCAAGACCAGCAAAGACAGGAAGGAUCACUUGGUGAGAUGUCACCUGUACCCUGCGGACUUCCGGUUUGAUAAACCAAAGAAAAGCAGAGGCCCAGCCACUCCUAUAGCCACCCUGCAAGUGCCGGCAGAUGCCCUGGGGGAUGACAGGGAGCAGUCCGAAGGAGACGCCAUGGAAGUCUGCUCUGAACACGUGGCGCCCCGCACAGAGCCCAUGGCUGAGAGGCCGACCUACAGCCACAGAAUACCUUCCACCAUCUGUUUUGGCCAAGGUGUAUCUCGAGGAUUUAAAAGCACCAAGAAAAGAAGUAAGCACCAGUAACGACUGAGCCAGAGAGACACUCGGGCCUGUGAGCAGCCCCCAAGGUGGCAUAGGUGCCUUCUGAGGACAUGGUGUCACUGUUGAGCUUUGUCUCACCUUCUCGUUUGGACACCCCAGGACCCGGCCUUUGCCACCCUCCAUGUCUCGGACCACGGAUUUAGGGAGUGUUCCUGACACGUGCUCCAGCCCACCUCCCUCUGUAGGGGCCAUCCUACUAAUGUCCUUUAUAAAGCAAAUAGUUUUCAUUAAUGGUCUCUAGU